This is a messenger RNA of Ochotona curzoniae (black-lipped pika), 5129 nucleotides long. RefSeq names its product mastermind-like protein 1. Gene Ontology annotation, cellular component: nucleoplasm; nuclear speck. The coding region runs from base 171 to 3224 and encodes 1017 amino acids. The transcript is spliced from 5 exons. Gene Ontology annotation, biological process: Notch signaling pathway; positive regulation of transcription of Notch receptor target. The record is from RefSeq and is a predicted model, not a curated record. Lineage: Eukaryota; Metazoa; Chordata; Mammalia; Lagomorpha; Ochotonidae. Gene Ontology annotation, molecular function: transcription coactivator activity.
AGCGCCGGCCUGGGGUCGGGCCGAGCGGGCAAGGAGGAAGGUCCGCCGCCGCGCGCGAGCCCCGCUCCGCCGCCCGCGGGGCCAUGGCGCGGCCGUGAAGCGGACAGGGGCCGCGGCGGGGAGCGCAGCGCGCAGUGCCAGCCGGGCCCGGCCCGAGCAGCCCGCGGCCCAUGGUGCUGCCCACCUGCCCCAUGGCGGAGUUCGCGCUGCCACGGCACAGCGCGGUCAUGGAGCGCCUCCGCCGGCGCAUCGAGCUCUGCCGGCGCCACCACAGCACCUGCGAGGCCCGCUACGAGGCCGUGUCGCCCGAGCGCCUGGAGCUCGAGCGCCAGCACACCUUCGCCCUGCACCAGCGCUGCAUCCAGGCCAAGGCCAAGCGCGCCGGCAAGCACCGGCAGCAGCCGCCCGCCGCGGCCCCGGCGCCCGCCCCGGCCCCGGCGCCGCCGCCCGCCCCGGCCGCCCGCCUGGACGCCGCCGACGGCUCGGAGCUCGGCCGCCCGGCUGCGCAUCUCCACGACACGGUGAAGAGGAACCUUGACAGCGCUGCCUCCCCACAGAACGGAGACCAGCAGAACGGUUAUGGAGAUCUUUUUCCCGGGCACAAGAAGACCCGCCGGGAGGCCCCCCUGGGCGUUGCCGUCUCUGCCAAUGGACUGCCCCCCUCCUCCCCUCUGGGCCAGCCUGACAAGCCCCCUGGGGGUGAUGCUGUGCCGGCCAGCGGGAAGCACUCCAUGGGGCUGGACUCCAUCAACAAGAAGUGUUUGGCUGACACGAGCCUUCACCUGAACGGAGGCAGCAACCCCAGCGAGGCAUUUCCUCUGAGCCUGGGAAAAGAGCUGAAGCAGGAGCCUGUAGACGAUCUGCCCUGCAUGAUCUCUGGGGCCGGGGGUGCCAUAUCACAGAACAACCUCAUGCCUGACCUCAACCUCAACGAGCAGGAAUGGAAGGAGCUGAUCGAGGAGCUCAACAGGUCUGUGCCCGACGAGGACAUGAAGGACCUGUUCAAUGAGGACUUCGAGGAGAAGAAGGACCCGGAGUCUUCCACUUCUGCCACUCAGGCUGCCCUGGCCCAGGACAUCAGCAUUAAGACAGAAUUCUCGUCGGCACCCUUCGAGGAGGAAGAGCUAGGCUCUCAGCAAGUGAGGGCUGGGUCUGCAGGACAGACCUUCCUGGGGCCUUCGUCUGCCCCCAUAAGCACAGAUGCCUCCAGCCUCGGAGGCUCCCAGACUCUGUUCCACACCUCUGGGCAGCCCGGGACAGACAACCCCAGCCCAAACCUGAUGCCGGCAUCAGCCCAGGCCCAGAAUGCACAGAGGGCCCUGGCAGGCGUGGUGUUGCCUGGCCAGGGGCCAGGAGGGGCCUCGGAGCUCUCAUCUGCCCAUCAACUCCAGCAGAUCGCUGCUAAACAGAAGCGGGAACAGAUGCUCCCGAACCCGCAACAGGCCACUCAGGCUCCAGCCCCAGGCCAGAUGUCCACGUGGCCGCAGGCAGGGCCCUCCCACAGUCCUUUAGAUGUUGCUUAUCCCAUGGAAAAGCCUGCCAGCCCUCCCAGCUAUAAACAAGACUUCCCCAACCCCAAACUGCUCCUGAUGAGCAAGAGCUCCCCGCGGCCUGGAGGCCCCUACCUGCAGCCCAACCAUGUAAGCCUGCUGAGUCACCAGCCACCAAACAGCUUGAAUCAGAACUCAGUGCCUAGCCAGGGCUCAGUGCUGGACUAUGGCAACACGAAGCCCCUCUCUCACUACAAGGCAGACUGCGGGCAGGGCGGCCCCAGCUGCAGCCAGAGCAAGCCAGGCCUCAUGGCUUACCUUCCCCAGCAGAUGCCGCCUCUGAGUAAUGAGCAGAAUCCUUUGUUUAUGAUGAAACCAAAGCCAGGAAAUAUGCCCUUCCGAUCUAUGGUUCCACCCAGCCAGGAGCAGAACCCCUCCAGCGUCCCUGUGCCGGCCCAGGCCCCCAGCGUCGGGAGCCAGCAGCCUGCCGUGUCUGUGGCCAGCACCCACAGCAGCUCCCAGUACCUCAGCAGCCAGCAGGCCGCUGUCAUGAAGCAGCAUCAGCUGCUUUUGGACCAGCAGAAGCAGAGGGAGCAGCAGCAGAAGCAUCUGCAACAGCAGCAGCAGUUCCUACAAAGGCAACAGCAUCUUCUGGCAGAGCAAGAAAAGCAGCAGUUUCAGCGCCAUCUGACCCGCCCGCCACCCCAGUACCAAGACCCAAACCAGAGCCCUUUCCCACAGCAAGUUGGACAGUUCACAGGGUCCUCCGUAGCCACGCCGGGCAUGAGCAACCUGGGUCCGUCCAACUCUCGCUGCCCUCGAGUGUUCCCGCAAGCUGGGAAUCUGAUGUCAAUGGGUGCUGGACACACCUCCGUGUCCUCUCUCCCCUCCAGCCAAGGCCAGCAGGAGCGAGGGGUGGCCCCCUUUGCCAGCUCGCAGGGCAUGCCUCCCAGCAGUCUGUAUGGCGUGGCCUCUGGCAUCACACCGAUUGUCACCCCAGCCCCUCCCCAAGCCUCCAACGGCCACAGCCACAUGGCCCGGCAGACAGCCAUCGGCCCGAGUGCUUCCGUGUCAGCCGCCUAUGGACAGAACUCUCUGGGCAGCUCUGGCCUCUCGCAGCAGCACGGUAAGGGAAGCCUGAACUCUGGCUUGAGCAAGCCUCAGGUCCCCCGGGUGUCGGCAGCCAUGGGAGGCCAGAAUGCCUCUUGGCAGCAUCAGGGAAUGCCGAGUCUGAGCAGCCAGAGCCCAGCCAACAGUACGGUUGGCCCCUUCCCGGCGGCCUCCAGUUUCCAUAUGCAGCAGGCCCACCUGAAGAUGUCCAGCCCGCAGUUCUCCCAGGCGAUGGCCAACAGGCCUGCAGCCCCCAUGAACUCCACAGCAGCCACAGGCGCCAUUCUGCCAACUGUGAGUGCACAGCCCAGGACCAGUGCCGCCGCCCCACCACCAGCGGCCCAGCAGCAGGCCAUGCCGGGCCUGAGCCCUGCGGCACCUGAGCUCGGGGGCUUCAGCCAGAGCCCCGCCUCCCAAAUGGGCGGCCGGGCAGGCCUACAUUGCACCCAGACCUACCCCAUGCGGACCGCAGGCCAGGAGCUGCCCUUUGCCUACAGCGGACAGCCAGGUGGCAAUGGGCUGUCCAGUGUGGCUGGACACACUGACCUCAUCGACUCCCUGCUGAAGAAUAGGACUUCAGAGGAGUGGAUGAAUGAUUUGGAUGACCUUUUAGGGGCUCAGUAGGGAGAGAUUGGUUAUGUUUUUAAGAUCUAUAUCCUAUAUUUUUGUUCUCAGAUUUAAGAAAGAGCAACUACUUUGGACCAAAAGUGCAUGGCCCAGGAUGCUGGGUAGGAAGAGCCUGGGCCUGGCUAAGGGCCUUGCCCUGUCAGGGUGUGCAAGGCUCCUGGGUCAGCAGUGUAGCCCCUGGGGCUAGUCCCUGCCCAUAUGCUGGCAACAGGUCCCUUGUUGCCUCUCACGGCGGUUCUCUAAGUGACCAAAAGCCCACAGCAGGAGCAGUGUGGCCCGGGGAAGAGGCCUGUGGGACUGCACUCCUCAGUGCUCGCUUCCUUUCAGCUCUGCACCUGCCCCAGCGCUGUGCACAAGUGUUUGUGGAAACUUUAUAUACCAUAAUUAUUUUGCAACUUAUAGCAUAGAAAAUAUAUAUUUGUAAUGUUAGAAAGGUUUGUAAACAGCUUAGGAGUGGUGAGCAGCCUUGGGAACAUGUGGAUUCCUCCUCUCUGUCAGCUCUCGGGAGGAGAGUGGGUGCUGGGGCUCGCCAGCAGCGCUGGGCAGUGCCUACUGCCCUCUGGAAGUGGCUCAGCGUGUGAGGGCUGUGCCCUCCAGACGUGUGCAGCAGCUUCCCUGCACCUCUGCGUGUCCCAUGACCUUUUCGUCUGCCUCCUUCCGCUCUUCCGCUCUCCAGCCAAAGUGGGAAAGAGUGCUUUCUGUUGGAGGGGAUAGAGCUGGCCAGGUUCCUUGGAGAGCUGGCUGCAGGAGGCCACGGCCUGGGGGAGGGAGCCCCGCUCCGCCCAGGGCCUCUGCGCCCCGCACCAUGACUUGCACUUUCACAGAGAUCGCUUUAUAACACUAACACGCCCUGAGAUGCAGGUGGGUCUUGAUGUUUAUUAGUUCUAUGAGUUGAUGGACUUGACUGAGCUGAGAGGCAGGUAGAGGUGCACACACAGGGCCGGGAGAGGCCACGCCUCACUUUCCCUGUCCCUGGAGCCUGAACGCGGCUCUGUCUAGAAAUGUCACAUGAAAGAACUAAGCCAGGAGAAACACGGCCAGCCUGCAGGGUCUGGAAGGGCCUUGCCCACUUGCCCAUUUGUUGUCUUGCACCACAGUGCCUUGUUUCUGGGGGUGCUCAGGCCCUCAGAUCCCAGAUAGCCAUUUGCCAGCACAGGUGGAGUAGGGGCUGUUUCCCCUCUGACAGCCUCCCUGCCUUGCCCCAUCAGCUUAGCUCUCCAAAACCCCUGUUCUACCCACCACGCAGGCUGGCCAAUCAGAAGGUGAGGACGGUGUGUCUGCAGGUUUUCUACCAAAAAACAGGGCUGGAGGCCGGCCUGGCCCUCUGCCGUGCCCCCAGGGCCGCGGCCCUGCUGCCAGCCUGGCCCUCGCCCUCUGCCUUAUUGCCGGGGUUGCCACACAGACAGGGGCAUCUCAUUGCUGCAGUGUCCUAGCAAUAAAAUGUGACUCUUAGUCGCGCCCAGGGAGCUUCCCGUGGCUUUAUUUAUGAAUCUGGUUUUGGGAGCCAUGGGAGAGCUGACAUCCAGCACCCCCUUCCCCAGAGCCACGACUCAGAAGAAAAGGGUGCUCGGACUUCCUACACAUUCGCUUUGUGUAAAUAAAUGUUUACAGUUUUAUAUGGAAGAUGGAAUGAGCGUUAGAGCUGCCGACUGUAUAUUUUUUACUUUUAUAGAUUUAAAAAAAAACUAUCAUCCUUUAUAUAUGUGUCUUGGGGGGAGCUGUGAUAAGUUUUAUGGCAAACAGUUGGUAUUGUUAACUUUUUAUUGUCAUCAAAAGUACAUGAAAAUCCUAUUAAUCCCGUUAUUCUUCUACUGCCCUUAACCCAGGUAUACACCAAAAAAAGAAAUCUUUUCUUUUUCUUUGUUUUAUCAUUAUAAAAAUAAUAAAAGUAUUUUGUUAGUA